AUGGAAGAUAAAGAUGUCUCUUCGAUACACGAGAAAGAAGUGGACGAGAACAAUAAUCCUAGAUUUAUAGAAUAUGAUGCCGAAGGUCGUGCUACUCGUAGUGAAACUACUAAGAAAGAAAAAUGGAAAAAUAUAGUUACGAUUAUUGCAUCUGGUUUCGCUUUAAUUAGUGAUGGUUAUGUGAAUGGUUCAAUGAGUAUGUUAAAUAAACUCUUCGUUAUGGAAUACGGAAAGAAAAACUAUAGUUCAAGAGUUUCGACAAGAGUUUCCAACGCAUCUCUGGUCGGUAUUAUUUUUGGUCAAUUUUUUAUGGGUAUUGCUGCAGAUUAUUAUAGUAGGAAAUCAUGUAUCCUUGUUGCUACGACUAUAUUAGUUCUUGGUAGUGCUCUGUGUGCCGCUUCACAUGGUACUACUGUACCUGGUAUGUUUUGGAUGUUAACAGUUAUGAGAGGUUUGGUAGGUAUCGGUGUUGGUGCAGAAUAUCCGACAAGUACAUUAAGUGCCAAUGAGUCUGCUAAUGAAUAUACUACAACCAAUAGAGGUGGUAUCCUGGUUAUGGUAACAAAUCUGCCACUAGCCUUUGGUGGCCCAUUUGCUUCGAUUAUUUUUUUAAUUGUCUACAAAAUCUGUUCAGGAACGAAACAUUUAGAGGCGAUUUGGAGAACUGUUUUUGCUCUCGGUUGCUUCUGGCCUUUAACAGUGUUUUAUUUUAGAUGGAAGACUGCUACUACAGAAGUUUAUGAAAAAGGUAGAAUCAAAAGGAACAUACCGUAUGUUUUAGCUUUAAAAUUUUAUUGGAAAAGGUUACUUGGUACAUGUGGCACCUGGUUUAUGUACGAUUUUGUCACCUUUCCAAAUGGUAUUUUCAGUUCAACAAUUAUCAGUUCUGUUAUUAAAGAUCAAAAUGAUUUGGUAAAAGUUGCUGAGUGGAACUUGCUACUAGGGGUUCUAGCUGUAUUAGGUGUUCCAAUUGGUGCUUAUUUGUCAGAUCGUAUUGGUCGUAAAUAUACAUUAAUUAUUGGUUUCUCUGGAUACAUCAUCUUUGGCCUAAUCAUAGGUUGUGCGUACGACCAAUUAUCAAAAAUCACCCCACUAUUCAUCAUCUUCUAUGCGCUCAUGAAUAUGUUAGGUAAUGCCGGACCAGGCGAUAUGCUUGGUGUUAUUAGCAGCGAAUCAUCAGCAACCGCUGUUAGAGGUGUUUUCUAUGGUAUAUCUGCGGUAACUGGUAAAAUCGGUUCUGUAGUGGGUGUUGAAUGUUUCCAACCAAUCAGAGACAAUUUGGGUGCAAGAUGGACAUUUAUUAUUGCCGCAAUUUGUGGUCUUGUUGGUGUUCUUAUUACAAUUUUCUUUGUUCCACAUUCGCUCGAAAAUGAUUUAAUGAAACAAGACGUUGAAUUUCAUAACUACCUAGUAUCCAAUGGCUGGACUGGUAAGAUGGGAUUUGAUGAGAUAGACGAGGAGUCUGUUGUUAAGAGUUUURAAGAUGAAGGUAAUAGUACUGAUUGUAAUGAGAAAGCUACCGAGAUAAUCUCAGUCAAACAGGUUAAUCAAGGUUAA
Saccharomyces eubayanus is the source of this 1557-nucleotide messenger RNA. It is a transcript of the gene GIT1, whose product is annotated as Git1p. The record is from RefSeq and is a predicted model, not a curated record. The transcript has a single exon. Bases 1 to 1557 code for a protein of 518 amino acids. NCBI's taxonomy places the organism in Eukaryota, Fungi, Ascomycota, Saccharomycetes, Saccharomycetales, Saccharomycetaceae. Gene Ontology annotation, molecular function: carboxylic acid transmembrane transporter activity. Gene Ontology annotation, biological process: transmembrane transport; carboxylic acid transport. Gene Ontology annotation, cellular component: plasma membrane.